Molecule: messenger RNA, 912 nt
Organism: Lithohypha guttulata
Lineage: Eukaryota; Fungi; Ascomycota; Eurotiomycetes; Chaetothyriales; Trichomeriaceae
Gene: PRN1
Product: RNA pol II transcription cofactor
Exons: 1
Coding region: 1-912 (303 amino acids)
Source: RefSeq, a predicted model, not a curated record
AUGGGUGUCUCCAGAGCCAUCAAGAAAUCCUACCUUGCUCGUGAACAACCCGAAGGCGCAGGCGCAACAGUCCGCCGCUCAAUAGGAGUACCUCAACUUCGCAACUUCACACCAUUCCUCAUGCUCGACCACUUCAACAUCGCACCAGGUGCAGGUUUCCCAGAUCAUCCCCACAGAGGGCAAGAGACAAUUACCUACCUCAUCGAAGGUGCUGUUGAACACGAAGACUUCGCUGGAAACAAAGGCCGUCUCGAGGCCGGCGACCUACAAUUCAUGACCGCAGGACGAGGCAUCGUUCAUGCCGAAAUGCCAGCACAGAAUACAGAACGUAACGUCGGCAUGCAAUUGUGGGUCGACCUUCCUCAGAAUCUCAAGAUGUGCGAACCAAGAUAUCGCGACUUGCGCGGGAGUGAGAUACCGAAAGUCACAGCCGACGACGGCAAGGUCGAGAUCAAAGUCAUCUCCGGCAAGAGUCAGGGUAUUGAUUCCGUCAAAGACCUCGCAUACACACCAGUAUGGCUGCUCGACAUCCAAAUCAAGCCAGGCGGAAAAAUCGAACAAGACCUUCCAGCAAACUGGAAUGCCUUUGCAUACGUCCUCUCCGGUGUGGUCGACUUUAGCAACGGAACAAGUAAGACCGAGACAAUCAUGCCUUACCACAACGUGGUUUUUGAGCAAGCAGGAGAGAGCGUGACCAUGUCUGUCGAAGAGGGCGCCAGUGACAGCGCAAGGAUAAUAUUAGUUGCUGGUCAGCCACUCAACCAGCCGAUUGUGCAGUAUGGGCCCUUUGUGACGACGAGUCGGGAGGAGGUUGUCCAGGCUAUGAUGGACUUUCAGACCUCGAGUAAUGGGUUUGAGAGAGCUGCGGAUUGGCAGUCUGAGAUAGGGAAGACGAUGGGUAGAGUGCAUUAA